Molecule: messenger RNA, 2400 nt
Organism: Acanthamoeba castellanii str. Neff
Lineage: Eukaryota; Discosea; Longamoebia; Acanthamoebidae
Product: TBC domain containing protein
Exons: 16
Source: RefSeq, a predicted model, not a curated record
AUGUGGAUCUUGCCUCGGCCCACCUCCGUGGCCUUCUCCGCCCUGUGGGUUGUGGUGGAGGAAAACGAGUACUUCAGCCUCCUCGAAAACAAGACCUCGAGCAAGGCCAUCAUUGGCACCGUCGCCAGCCUCUUUCGCAGGGUGGGAAAUGCAGCUCGAGACGGGCUGGCGGGUGCGGCAGUAUCCGAACCCUUGCGCUACCGCAUCGUGCUACGGGACGACGAACACCACGCCCUCGCCCUUGCCGACGAGUGGGACGAGAUAGAGCGGGACUGGGAAUGGAUCAAGGUCAUGCUGCUGCCCCGCCUCGUGGGCCUUGAGAUGGGCCACGCCGACAAGCUGCGCUACAUUCUCGACAAGUUCACGGCGCGCUGCAACGAAGUUGGCGAGGAAGAACUCAAGCGCCAGAGCGACAGCCGCCACUACCAGAAAAAAUUUGGGCUCGCCCAGGAGGAGCUCGUCGCCACCUAUUUCUGCUCGCUCUGGCAGGAGGGGUUCGUGGGCACCCAUCGCACAGGCACGAUGUGGGUGUCGGCCAACUACAUCUGCUUCGACUCGCGUCUCAUGCGGCAAAAGUUCGUGAUCGCGUUCCGGGACGUGGUCAAGAUCACCAAGGGCACCUCCCAUUUUGGGGUCCUCGACUCCUCCCUCUCCAUCCACACCAAGCAAGGCGAGGAGUACUUCUUCUCGACGCUGUUCAACCGGGAGGAGGUGAUGACCCUGCUGGAGCACCUGUGGAGCAGCGCCCUCGACCGGCUGCUGUCCUCGUCGUCGAGCGCUACCGCCUUCAGCUCCCCGCAGGCCCAGCCCGCCCCCGACAUUUUCGUACCCUUCGUCUUCCCUCCCGACACGCCCUCCUCUUCCGCUUCCUCGUCCACGACGCCCGCCGCCAUCGCCACCACCACGACCACCAGCACCGCCACCGCCACCACCAGCACCAGCAGCGGCUCCUCCUCGCCCGCCGCCUCCACGGGCGCCUCUCCUUCGCCAGGCGGCGGUGGCGGCGCGCAGCAGCCCAUGGGGCGCAGCGGGGACCUGCUGCAGCUGCUGCUCGAUAACCCCGAUCCGGGCAAGUCGCCCGGGUCUCCGCCUCUCUUCUCUCCGCCCUUUGCUCGGCGCAGCCUGGCGAGCAAGGGAGAGCUCACGCGGCGGAGAAACGCGCAGGGCAUCCUCUCCCUCUUCCGCUUCCCCGCCCACGAGGCCCCCAUCGAAGAGCAUGGGUGCAGCCUUUUGUGGGACGGGACCUACCUGAAGGGCCAGUGCUACGUCUCCCGCUCCUUCCUCUACUUCCGGUCUACGAAGGGGAGCGAGGUGCGGCUGACGCUGCCGUGGGCGAGCAUCGACGGGAUCGCCAAGGACAACCCCUACAAGUCGGCCAUCAGCGUCAUCGCACACGACAAGCUCUGGGAGCGCCUCGCCCUCCCCUCCACCCCUCGGCAGUACGUGUUCUCCUUCGUGGGUACGCCGCGCGCCGCCGAGGUGAUGGGGGGCAUCGUCACGCGCUGGAAAACGCUUAUGGGGCUCCCCAUCGGUACCGCCUCCUCCUCGUCGUCGUCGUCGACGCCGCCGCCGGUGACAUCGGUGACGACUGCGUCGUCGCUGCUGGCCGGCCUCUCCUCGGAGCUCGCCCCCACGGAGGACACGCGGCAGCGCGAGGGCGUCGAAGCCCACGAGGAGAGGGAGGCGGAGCACACGGACGACGAGCCGGAGGUGCUGCGGGGCCAGGGCCAGCUCAAGCGCUCCCUCCACGCUCUUGCCGACCGCCACCACCAGGAGUCCGAGCUGGAGGAACAGUGGCGAGCCUACUUCGAGCUGUACGGGAGCGGGGCCUGCAUGAUGAUCACCCCCGAACUCAAGCACCUGGUCCGCCUCGGCAUCCCCAACUCCAUGCGCGCCCAACUGUGGCGGCUGUGUUCGGGGUCGGUGUACUACCAGCUGGCGGAGCCCCACCUCUACGAGCGGCUGCUGGCCGACAACGCCGGCGUGGAGUCCAACGCCACCGAAGAGAUCGAGCGGGAUCUGCACCGCAGUCUGCCGGAGCAUCCGUUCUUCCGGCGGGCCGAGGGGAUCGAGGCGCUGCGGAGGGUGCUCACGGCCUACUCGUGGCACAACCCACACAUCGGGUACUGCCAGGGCAUGAACAUCGUGGCGGCCCAGCUGCUGCUCCACAUGGAGGAGGAGGACGCCUUCUACCUCCUCGCCACCAUCGCCGAGCAGAUCGUGCCCCAGUACUACCACACCGAAAUGGUCGGGAGUCUGGUGGACCAGCAAAUUCUGGAGGAGCUCACCAAGAUCUACAUGCCGGAAGUGGUGGAGCACCUGGAGCGGGUGCGGAUACCGCUGAGCCUGGUCUCCCUCCCGUGGCUCCUUUGCCUCUUCAUCGGCGCCCUCCCCGAGUCG